Gossypium arboreum is the source of this 1751-nucleotide messenger RNA. Its product is annotated as WAT1-related protein At3g28050-like. Gene Ontology annotation, molecular function: transmembrane transporter activity. The transcript is spliced from 6 exons. Bases 248 to 1420 code for a protein of 390 amino acids. Gene Ontology annotation, cellular component: plasma membrane. NCBI's taxonomy places the organism in Eukaryota, Viridiplantae, Streptophyta, Magnoliopsida, Malvales, Malvaceae. The record is from RefSeq and is a predicted model, not a curated record.
UUCAUUACAACCCACGCGCAUGCAUAAAAAAUCCAAUAUAGAUUAUUAUAGUUAAAUAGAAAUCACAAGGAUCAAUAAUUUAAUUCAUAGGAAUACGAAAUUUGAAACCUAAAACUGAAACUCAAAAUUUUAAUUUAGCUUGUAAUCUCCCCUCCGCUCCGAUUCUCUUUAUAAAGAAUUAUCAAAUAUAAGGACCUUACAACCUGACCAAUUGGUUGGUUUUGAGAGAAAUUGAGAGGAAGGAAAGAUGGUGUGGGGAUCAUGGAGGAAAUAUUACAAGGAUGUGGUGACAUUCACAGCAAUGGUGACAAUGGAAUGUGUAAUAGUGGGGAUAAACACACUGUUUAAAGCAGCUACGUUGAAGGGCAUGAGCUACCAUGUUUUUUUGGUCUACGAUUACGCCGUUGCUGCUCUUCUUCUUCUUCCUACUCCUUUCUUCUCUUACAGAUCAAGAGUGCUACCUCCACUCAGCUUGCGUAUACUAUGCAAAAUUGGACUUCUCGGGUUUAUAGGAAUUUCAUGUCAGAUAAUGGGGUACACAGGCAUCAUUUAUGGUUCUCCCACUCUUUCUUCUGCAAUCAGCAAUCUCACACCAGCUUUUACCUUCAUCCUAGCUAUCCUCUUCAGAAUGGAGAAGCUGGUACUGAAACGAAGAAGCAGUCAGGCCAAAGUAAUGGGCACCAUAAUAUCAAUUACAGGUGCAUUUAUAGUGACUCUAUAUAAGGGUCCGGCCAUUGUCAAAGCUUCAACGUCUCUUCAUCAACCUCUCAACUCUUCAAGCACAGAUUGGGUCAUUGGUGGUGCUUUCCUCACUGUUCAGAAUAUUCUGAUUCCAUUGUGGUUAAUUGUUCUUGUAAGAAUUCGUCUACCAAUUUUACAAAUAUAUCUCGCUUGGUGCAUCCAUUGUUGGAAAUUUGAAGAAAUAAAUGAAUUAUCUGAUGUUUUGCAGACACAAAUCAUGGAAGAGUAUCCAGCAGAACUAACCGUAAUGUUCUUUUACAAUUUAUGUGUGUGCUUCAUAGCUUUCGUUGUUGGUUUAGUUGUUGAAAGAAAUGCAAGUGCUUGGAGAAUAAGGCCAGACGUUGCAUUAGCCUCGGUUAUUUGCUCGGGAGUCUUCAGUUCUUGUUUGAACAAUACAGUUCAUUCAUGGGCUCUGCGGUUGAAGGAACCAGUUUUCGUGGCAAUGUUUAGGCCAUUUUCCGUCGUCAUAGCUUUUACCAUGGGUAUCGUCUUCCUGGGUGAAACACCUCAUAUUGGGAGUCUUAUCGGAGCAACAACAAUAUCGAUUGGAUUUUAUACGCUGAUGUGGGGAAAGGUGAAAGAAGCAACGGCUGAGGACAAUGGUAGUGGCUCCACCAUAGAUUCAUCAUCUUCCCACAAGGACCCCCUGCUUCAAAGCUAUAAAAAUGGUCAAGUGUAGGAACAAAUGCAUUGGAAAUGGAAAAUUUUCUCAGUUCUGAAGGUCUGUCUUCUUCAGACAACCCUAUUUGAGCUCAUGUCGAAAUAAGGAUUUCCUAUGUGAUAUGCAAAUAUUGAAGCUCCAGUUGAAGAGAAAACAGGCUAUACGACACUAGAUUGGACCAACCAGGCAAUGUGACGAAGCGAUCAAUAUAACGUGGAUGGAGCAAGUUAAAAAUGUUAACAAUUGGAAUUUAAAGUUUAGACAAGUGGAUAUUAAGAAAAAUAAAAUUGGGUACAUGUAUAGUUUGGUAUAAUUCAAAUAUCGUAUAUGUAAUACCGCUACUUGAUUA